AUGUUUCAGACAGUAAACCAUCUAACAAAUUUAAGUCUUUUAAAGGCUGUUUCUUCUAGUAGUAAUAGUGAUAUUAAUAAUUUUGGUACAUCUAUUAAGGAUGUCACUGCUACUAAUAUUAUCAAUAGUAGCAUUAAUAAUAAAAUCGAAAAUAACAAUGACAUUAAUAUAGAAGACACUAGUAAUUAUAGCCGAAGAAAUUCAAUAAUAACAAUGCCGAAGAAAUUCAAUAAUAACAAUGGUAAUAUUAAUAAUAACAAUAGUAAUAGUAAUAUCAAUAACAAUAAUUUAUCAGAUACCAUCACAUCAAAAUUUCAAUAUAAAGCCCUUGAAAAUGUUAUUAAUGAGUGUUUGAAAGAUCUUUAA
Molecule: messenger RNA, 366 nt
Organism: Entrophospora sp. SA101
Lineage: Eukaryota; Fungi; Glomeromycota; Glomeromycetes; Entrophosporales; Entrophosporaceae
Source: the annotation of a GenBank genome assembly